Columba livia (rock pigeon) is the source of this 2817-nucleotide messenger RNA. RefSeq names its product transient receptor potential cation channel subfamily V member 6. The transcript has 16 exons. Lineage: Eukaryota; Metazoa; Chordata; Aves; Columbiformes; Columbidae. The record is from RefSeq and is a predicted model, not a curated record. Gene Ontology annotation, cellular component: plasma membrane. Bases 474 to 2714 code for a protein of 746 amino acids. Gene Ontology annotation, biological process: calcium ion import across plasma membrane. Gene Ontology annotation, molecular function: protein binding; calcium channel activity.
UUUUAGGGCACAUUCUCACAAGCUCACUCACCAAAAAGGUGUUUUGCCUGACUUGUUCAGGAAUUCAGAGAUAUGUAAGGAGGAUGAUUACUUUUAAAUUGUAGACUUUGGAAACAAAAUACUAGAAGCCUAGUAUAUCGAUGCUGUAUGAAUUCUUCAGUGCUGUAUAGGGUCCUUGUGAGGGACAAGGCUGCUAGUGAGCUACUUCUAAAUCAGACAUGACUUUGAGCUGGGCUAUUUUGGAAACUAAGUAACUGAUGAGGCUCAAGGUGUGGUCUGCCAGGGAUAAGUAUUUUAUUUUGUGUUUUUACAUGUACUUGGGUCACCUGAUGCAGCUGCCAGACAGUGUCCUCUGUAAGUAACAGACUGGGGGCGGAGGAGUGGUGGCCUGUAGUGAUCCUUCCCUGACUUUUUCAAAGUGGAGAUUGCUAGCUUUCAGACAUCUAGGCAGGAGAGAAAAAAAGGGACAUGCUAUGGGGGUACCUUUAUUUGGGGACAGUAAGCCCUUCUAUUUCCAAAUCUGGAACAGACUAAGCCAGAAGCUGCAAGGCAAAAAGUCCUGGGAUAAACACCUGGAUGAAAUCUACUUACUUCAGCAGAAAAGGAUCUGGGAAACUCCACUCCUCCAGGCUGCCAAAGAGAACAACCUCCCAGCUAUUAGGAAACUUCUCACUGACAGAACAUGUGAUAUUUAUCAGAGAGGUGCAGUGGGAGAGACUGCACUUCAUGUAGCUGCCUGGUAUGAUAAUGUGGAGGCUGCAGUGACACUGAUGGAAGCAGCUCCUGAGCUUGUCAAUGAGAGGAUGACGUCAGAGCUCUAUGAAGGGCAGACAGCUCUCCACAUUGCAGCAGUGAACCAGAAUGUCACUUUGGUGAAGGCUUUACUCAAGAGAGGGGCCAAUGCCUGCACAGCACGAGCCACUGGGAACUUCUUCAAGCACAGAUCCCAGAGUCUUCUCUAUUUCGGCGAACAUGUUUUAUCAUUUGCUGCCUGUGUGGGAAAUGAGGAAAUUGUACAGUUGCUCAUUGAAAAUGGAGCUGACAUUAGAGCUCAAGAUUAUCUGGGUAACACUGUUCUUCACAUCCUGGUCCUCCAACCUAAUAAGACAUUUGCCUGCCACAUGUACAGCCUGAUGCUUUCCUAUGACAGAAACAAAGAUGGACCAGGAUCACUUGAAUUAAUUCCUAAUAAUGAGGGGCUUACUCCAUUCAAACUGGCUGGAGUUGAGGGCAACACUGUGAUGUUUCAAUACCUUAUGCAGAAGCGGAAGCACAUUCUCUGGUCUUUCGGCCCCUUGACCUCUGUGCUUUAUGAUCUCACAGAGAUUGACUCCUGGGCUGAAGAUCAGUCCUUCCUUGAGCUCAUUGUUUCAACCAAGAAGAGAGAGGCACGCCAGAUCUUGGACCUAACACCUGUGAAGGAGCUGGUGAGCCUGAAGUGGAAUAUGUAUGGUCGUCCAUAUUUCUGUUUCCUGACUUUAUUCUAUAUACUCUACAUGGUCUGCUUCACUAUGUGCUGUGUCUACCGACCACUGAAACCCCGAACAGGCAACAAAACAAGCAGCAGAGACAAUACAAUUUAUGUCCAGAAAAUGCUGCAGGAAUCAUAUGUGACAUAUGAGGAUGAGCUGAGGCUGGUGGGGGAGCUGAUCACAGUUGUUGGAGCUAUAGUUAUUUUGAUUCUUGAGAUCCCAGAUAUCCUUAGAGUUGGAGCAGCAAAAUACUUUGGACAAACCAUCCUAGGAGGGCCUUUUCACAUAAUUGUCAUCACAUAUGCUUGCAUGAUUCUAGUAACCAUGGUGAUGCGUCUCACCAGCAUAACUGGUGAGGUGGUCCCCAUGUCCUUUGCCCUGGUGCUGGGAUGGUGCAAUGUCAUGUACUUCGCACGAGGCUUCCAGAUGCUCGGACCCUUUACCAUCAUGAUCCAGAAGAUGAUAUUUGGGGAUCUUAUGCGCUUUUGCUGGCUCAUGGCUGUGGUGAUACUAGGCUUUGCAUCAGCUUUUUACAUCAUCUUCCAGACAGAGAAUCCAAAAAACCUUGGGCAGUUCUACAACUAUCCCAUGUCCUUGUUCACCACCUUUGAGCUGUUCCUCACUAUCAUUGAUGGCCCUGCCAACUAUGAUGUGGACCUGCCUUUUAUGUACAGUGUGGUAUACUUUGCCUUUGCCAUCAUUGCCACCCUUCUUAUGCUCAACCUGUUAAUUGCCAUGAUGGGUGACACCCACUGGAGAGUGGCCCAUGAGCGGGAUGAACUCUGGAGAGCCCAGGUUGUUGCUACCACUGUCAUGCUGGAGCGGAAACUGCCACGGUGUCUCUGGCCUCGCUUUGGAAUCUGUGGGCGGGAUUAUGGGCUAGGGGACCGAUGGUAUCUCAGAGUUGAAGACAGAGUUGAUCCCAACAAACACAAGAUGAUGUGGUACACAGAAGCAUUUAAGGCUCAGGAUAGGGACAACUAUGACAAAGGUUCAGAAAAGCUGGAAAUCAAUAGGAAUAUCAUGUACAAGAAGGAACUGUCUGCUCUGUCAUUGUCACGGAGCACAUCCAGAACUAGUUCUCACCGUGGCUGGGAGAUCCUGAGACGCAACACCUUUGAUCAUCUUAGUAGAGAGAUGGAUAUCCAGAACUCCUCUGUGUACCUCUUUCUGUGCUGCACCUCCCUUGUAGUGAGAAUAUUUUUCUUCAUAUCCAACCUGAACAUGUCAAGUCACAAUUGAUCAUUGUACUUCAUUAUUCAGACAUUCAUGUCCUUUUUUAUUUGAAUCCUCAUCCUUCCAGAAAAUGAAGAAUUAAAAUAAAAUAAAAUUGCAAGUCCAUCUU